GAGUCUUAGGAGUAGGUAGUGCUUGUGUGCUUCAGCGACAUGAACACUGGAGAUACAGCAUUACUUUUUUAAUCCACAGGUAAAAAGACACGGGUGCAACAGCUUGGAAGAAGUAAUGUAGAGUCAUAUCAACGCAUUUACUGCAUCCACUACAAGGUACUUGUCAGAGCCCAUAAGAUAUAUUCUGCAAAAUGCCGUCCCCACAAGUCCUCCAGCCAGUUCUCAAGAUGAAGGUGGAUGAGCUUUUUCUCAACUGGUUGAGUGACACUGCAACUCAGUCAGUACUCAAAGAUUAUCUUGACCUAAUCAAAAGUGGACAACACAUUGAUUUAAAUAGUGGGGACGCCCAGGACAAGAGGGCACUGACUUUCAACGAGAACAACAAUGUGGCAUCCCAAAGGAACCUAGCAGAGAAGAAGCCUGCUCCCCUCGGUACUCCCUCAAGCCCCCCGUCUGCCAGUACUCUACCCUCUGGCAGCAGCAGUAAUACAAGAGUGACCGGACCCAAUGGCAGAGUACUACGGAGGUCUGUCAGCACAAAAAAGGCCCAGGUGAGGACAGAGGAGCCCGUCACCACAGCGCUGAGUGAAAGCAUUCCAAAGUUUUACUUCCCACAGGGCCGGCCCCAGGCCAACCUCAACAUCGACGGACUCAUUUCCAAAAUUGAGAAAAUAUUUUCCCAAUUCCCAAAUGAAAGGGCCACCAUUGAGGACAUGGGGCAGGUCGCCAAGGCCUGUGAGUGUCCCGUCUACUGGAAAAUGCCAUUGUUCUGCUCAGCUGGAGGCGACAGGACCGGCUUCGUGUCCGUUCACAAGUUCGUGGCUAUGUGGAGAAAAACUCUGCAGACCUGUCACGAUGACGCUUCUAAAUUUGUGCACCUCUUGGCCAAGCCUGGCUGUAAUUACCUGGAACAAGACGACUUUAUUCCAUUCCUGCAGGAUGUGGUGAACACACACGCAGGCCUGGCCUUCCUAAAGGAGGCUCCGGACUUUCACUCACGAUACAUCACCACGGUGAUUCAGAGGAUAUUCUACAAUGCGAACCGCUCUUGGACUGGAAAAAUAACGUGUUCUGAGCUCAGGAAAAGUAACUUUCUUCAGAAUUUGGCGUUGCUGGAGCAGGAAGAAGACGUGAACCAGCUGACAGAGUUCUUCUCCUAUGAACAUUUCUAUGUCAUCUACUGCAAGUUCUGGGAGUUGGACACAGACCAUGACCUCUACAUAGACCAGAAGGACCUGGCACAGCACAACGACCAAGCCAUUUCCCACAAGAUGAUUGAGAGAAUAUUCUCAGGAACAGUAACAAGAGACAGAAAAGUGUAUAAAGAGGGACGGCUGAGUUAUGCUGAUUUUGUCUGGUUCCUCAUCUCUGAGGAGGACAAGAAGACUGACACCAGUAUAGAAUACUGGUUCCGCUGCAUGGACCUGGACGGGGACGGGGUGCUCAGCAUGUACGAGCUGGAGUAUUUCUACGAGGAUCAGUGCCAGAAGCUGGAGACCAUGGCCAUUGAGCCCCUACCCUUCGAGGACUGCCUCUGCCAAAUGCUUGACCUUGUCAAGCCAGAGGUCGAAGGUAAGAUCACUCUGCGGGACCUUAAAAGAUGCAAGUUGUCCCACAUCUUCUUCGACACUUUCUUCAACAUUGAGAAGUACCUGGACCAUGAGCAGAAGGACCCGUUCUCUGUUAUAAGGGAGAUGGAGACGGACGGCCAGGAGGUUUCCGACUGGGAGAAAUAUGCUGCAGAGGAGUAUGACAUCCUCGUGGCCGAGGAGGCCGCCAACGAUCAGUGCAACGACGUGUACGAUAAUCCUCUGAGCCCUUUGGGGCAGCACAUCCCCAGUGAGCUGGGUCUGACAAAGAGACACUUCUUUGAGAUACCCAGUCCUCACUGUAACCUGGACCUGGACGAAUAUGAAUACGAAGAUGACUAUGAAUGACGUGACGCGACCCCGUAGCGUUUUCUCACACGCCUGCUAAGCGCUGUGCGCUCAUGGAAAACAGCUCAGUGUUAAAUGGAUGGAUCGAUUCAACAAAAAGAUUUGCAGGUUCAGGCUCGGGUUCCCAGGACACUGUCAGAGCACAGUUGGGGUAAGAUGUGCUGGAAUGGACACAGUAUCACACAUUUGGCAAAGAGGGAAAGUGAAGUGCAGGCGGUGGUUCUUCACAUUACUGCACUUAACCAGAUGUUUUAAUAUUUCACACUUAAAGAAGUCACAACAGCUGACUUCCUGAUGUCACGAGCGGUGCGUUCAAGCCUUUGCUUUAUCCCCACAGGAAAAGUUGUGUUUGUGUACGGAAUGCUUUGUAUAAAUAAUGUUUGGGGAAGAGUGUAAUUUAACCUGAAUGUCAGUGCUGUGUAAUCACAUGAGCUAAACCACAUUCUUUACACACUGGAGCGCCUGGAUUGCUGCACAGAAAACAAUGUUUUUUUGAUUCAGGUUUUGAACUAAUUAUCAUCUGAAGUCAUUGGCUAAUGUUACAUUCCAGUGAUCAUAACGAAAAGUUUUCUAUACGACUGUAAAUUCAUUCAUGGUUGUUUGUUGAAAUGAGACGUUGCUGUAAAUGCCAAACAAGCAACCGUUGAGCCUGCUGCACACACACA
Molecule: messenger RNA, 2602 nt
Organism: Centropristis striata (black sea bass)
Lineage: Eukaryota; Metazoa; Chordata; Actinopteri; Perciformes; Serranidae
Gene: ppp2r3b
Product: protein phosphatase 2, regulatory subunit B'', beta
Exons: 14
Coding region: 192-1937 (581 amino acids)
Biological process (GO): protein dephosphorylation
Cellular component (GO): protein phosphatase type 2A complex
Molecular function (GO): calcium ion binding; protein phosphatase regulator activity
Source: RefSeq, a predicted model, not a curated record